Molecule: messenger RNA, 1536 nt
Organism: Fraxinus pennsylvanica
Lineage: Eukaryota; Viridiplantae; Streptophyta; Magnoliopsida; Lamiales; Oleaceae
Source: the annotation of a GenBank genome assembly
AUGUCAAGUUCAAAUUUAUCUGCUUUAAUGUUGCCAAACGAAUACUCAGAAGAGAAACAUAUGGCAAAUGCAAACACUGAGCAAAGCUCAUCACGAGGUUCUGUGGCUAUACUCUGGGACAUCGAGAAUUGUCCAGUGCCAAGUGAUGUCCACCCAGAAGAUGUGGCUGGUAAUAUUAGGAUGGCUUUGCGGGUCCAUCCUGUAAUUGAUGGAGUUGUCACAACGUUCUCCGCAUAUGGAGAUUUCAAUGCAUUUCCCAGGCGACUACGGGAAGGGUGUCAGAGAACAGGUGUUAAACUCAUUGACGUACCUAAUGGGCGGAAGGAUGCAGCUGACAAGGCUAUCUUGGUUGACAUGUUCCUUUUUGCUCUUGACUAUCGUCCGCCAUCUUCCAUCGUGCUCAUCUCUGGGGAUGUUGAUUUUGCUCCCGCACUCCAUGUUUUGGGCCAGCGUGGAUAUACUAUCAUCCUUGUCAUUCCUACUAGGGCGAGAGUUUCAUCUGCUCUGAGUAAUGCAGGCCAGUUUAUUUGGGACUGGCCGAGUGUGGCUCGUGGGGAAGGAUUUGUGCCUCCUGCUAAAGGUUUACUUCCUCCUUAUGUAGUUCCGACAAACAUUACUGGGUUUUUAACGGGAUGCGAGAUCAAUGACAACUUACAUUGGCAGAAUGAAGAAGAAGCAGUAGUCUAUAGAGGAAUCUCAAAAGGCUGUUGCAACAAAAGGGAUUUCUCAUUGAUCUCACACUCUCCAUUUGAAUAUAAUAGUAGUUCAAUAACAAUGCCCUAUUAUCCUACAUCUUCCAGAUCACAUGGCCUCUCAUCUGGGUUGAAUGAAGUUUCAGCAAGACCUUUUACUUCAUGUGACCAGGAUGACUUCAUGUGGGUUCAACCUGGAGAUUUGAAUGGUUUAAAGGGCCAACUGGUAAAGUUGCUUGAAUUAUCAGGUGGGUGUUUGCCUCUAAUCCGUCUUUCUGCAGAAUACCAGAAAAUCUAUGGGAGGCCUUUGUAUGUGUCUGAAUAUGGAGAACUUAAGCUUGUAAAUCUUCUGGAGAAGAUGGGUGAUGCAAUGGCUAUUGAAGGAAGAGGCACAAGGAAGUUUGUCUACCUCCGUAACGCCCGUCCCUUAAUUUUAGCGAAGAGGGAUAAGAAAGGAAAAGAAGCUCAAGAUCCCAUUGAUGUUAUUGCAGAAGCUGGAUCUUCUGAAGAACCCUCAGAUGAUGAAAGGGUGGUUGUAAAGGAAUAUGAUGACAACAGUGGAAUAGAGAAAUCUAAUUUAGAGAUGACACCUCAAUCUGAAAUUUUCGACCAGUGCCUCAACCUGUUCAAAUACGACCUUCAAGAGAUUUUGGUAAGCUACUAUAGUCGCAUCUCUCUCGGUUGUUUUGAUGCGAUCUACCAGCAAAAAUACAAACGAUCAAUCGAUUAUCAAAGCUUUGGCGUGAAUAAUUUGGAGGAGCUUCUAGACAAGGUAAGAGACAUUGUCGUAUUGCAAGAGGAACCAGUAAGUAAAAGGAAGUUUCUGGUUGCUGUCUGUGGCUAG